Messenger RNA from Dromiciops gliroides (monito del monte), 633 nucleotides. Its product is annotated as 40S ribosomal protein S17-like. Gene Ontology annotation, cellular component: ribosome. NCBI's taxonomy places the organism in Eukaryota, Metazoa, Chordata, Mammalia, Microbiotheria, Microbiotheriidae. Gene Ontology annotation, molecular function: structural constituent of ribosome. The record is from RefSeq and is a predicted model, not a curated record. Gene Ontology annotation, biological process: translation.
AUGGGCUGGAGUGGGGAGGGACUGGAGGCAGGGGGCACCCCACCGCCAGCAGCUACUGCAACAAUCCAGAAACCCCGGCACAAGCCCAUGUAUGCUGAUCUCACGCCAGACACCCACAUGCCUACAUGGGCCUGGCCAAAUUAUACUGUAGGGAAGCCCUGCCAUGACAAGAAACCUGAUCACUACUGCAGCCCUUCAGCCCCAGCAGCCAACACAGGUCGUGUUUGGGCCAAGACCAUGGAGCAGGCAGCGCGGGUCAUCAUCGAAAAGUCCUACACCCGCCUGGGCAGCGACUUCCACACCAACAAGUACAUGUGCAAGGAGAUCGCCAUUAUCCCCAGCAAGAAACUCCACAACAAGAUCACGGAAUAUGUUACUCAUCUGAUGAAGCACAUCCAGAGAGGCCCUGUGAGAGGUAUCUCCAUCAAACUGCAGGAAGAAGAAAGAGAAAGGAGGGAUAACUAUGUUCCGGAUCAGGAGAUCAUUAAAGUGGACCCUGAGACCAAAGAAAUCUUGAAACUCCUAGACUUUGGCAGUCUGUCGAACCUGCAAGUUACCCAGCCCACAGUUGGAAUGAACUUGAAAACCCCAAGAAGAGCUGUUUAUUGUUUACUUUUGCCUUCUUUCCAAUAA